This is a messenger RNA of Amborella trichopoda, 687 nucleotides long. RefSeq names its product citrate-binding protein. NCBI's taxonomy places the organism in Eukaryota, Viridiplantae, Streptophyta, Magnoliopsida, Amborellales, Amborellaceae. The record is from RefSeq and is a predicted model, not a curated record.
AUGGCAAGGCUCUCACUGAGUAAAGUGAAGUUGGAAUUGCUUAACUUAGUCACAGCUUUUCUUUUUGUGGUGUCUUCUUUAAUAGUGCGAGUCGGUGCAUUGCAAACUGCUGAUUCCACAUAUGGCUUCACUGAACUUCCUCUACAUAGUCGGAAUUUGAAUAUCCAAAGACCUUAUGAUGUAGCAGCAGAGCAACGCUUUAGCUUUUGCGGUGGAGUCUAUAGAAUGUGGGUAUUUGCUGACGAUAAGCCACACACCCCAACUAGCAAUACAAAGCCUCGAACUGAGAUUCGAAUAAGUGGAUACGAUUACUCGUCGGGUUUAUGGCAAUUUGAAGGCCAUGCCUUCGUUCCCAACAGGACAACGGGUGUUACCAUCAUGCAAAUAAAAAACGCGGUGAAGGACCAUGCGGCAACGACAUUGCAGCUCAGGAUCUACAAUGGUCAGCUCAUGUAUUACGGAUCCCAACUCUUGGCUUCACAUAUUUAUGAUCGAUGGUUCAAGCUCAAUGUCAUUCACGAUAUGAUCACACACAGUGUGAUUGUUUUGGUAGAUGGGGUUCAAAACUUGGAGGUGAAGGACCAAGGAGGAAGUUCUCACUACUUCAAGUUCGGUGUUUAUGGAGCAAAUAACGAAAGCUACUACAUGGAAUCAUGGUGGAAGGAUAUCAAGAUUUUUAAGCUUUAA